Amphiprion ocellaris (clown anemonefish) is the source of this 5315-nucleotide messenger RNA. It is a transcript of the gene dok7b, whose product is annotated as docking protein 7b. The transcript is spliced from 12 exons. Gene Ontology annotation, biological process: neuromuscular junction development; positive regulation of protein tyrosine kinase activity. The coding region runs from base 867 to 2858 and encodes 663 amino acids. Lineage: Eukaryota; Metazoa; Chordata; Actinopteri; Pomacentridae. Gene Ontology annotation, molecular function: protein kinase binding. The record is from RefSeq and is a predicted model, not a curated record.
UGUUUAUUCAUCCGUAUCAUCCCGCACUAAUCUCUUCCAAUUUUCUGCAGUUUAACUAAUCACAGCUUGCCAAAUGGUUUCUUGGCUGUGCGCCACGGAGCGCAUAACGCACCGUGUCCGCGUCAACAGGCGUGGACGCUGCGCAACUACAUCAGCUGAACUGAUCGGGUGAAUUUAUUUAAGUGACCAAGAUCAAUAUUAAAAAGGUGCAGACAAAACAUGAACCCUGUCGCCCCAUACAAAUUAAGAGUCUGGUUAUUACAUUCUAAGGCAUUGUCAGUGGUACUUGGAUUUAAGGUUAAUUAUUUGAAAGCCUUCCAAGCAAAAAAGAAAAAAAGAAAUAAAGCGUGACAUUGCCAAAGUGUACCAGAGGUUCCUCCAUGAAAGCUUGGCAACAAAGACUGCCACAUGUCUUGAAAAGUGAAUUCACUUGAGAUGCUGUGAGGACAGACACUGAUCCCCCUCAGCAUACAAAAACAUAUGGCUCAGAAGGCCACUGCUGUGUCCUUGAAGAAACUGGCAAGAGUGGUGGGAAUAUCGUCGGCCACUCCGCUCUUCUCUGCCCUGUAUGUUAAUAUGAGUGUGUAUUUGUGGCUUGACUUUCAUUAUCAGCUGUGCCAAUGGAUCAGCUCAUUGUUUCAGGGUUUGUUGUGACAGCUGCGCCACAUUAGACAGGCAGACAUGCGGCGGGGAUCACAAAAAACUGCUUGUCUUUGCUGGUGUAUAAAGAGAAGAAGAAAGGGAAGGAGAAGAGCGGCGGCCACAAGGAGAGACUCAGUGUAACACUGGAGGGGAUCUGUGGUGUGGAGCCGGGUCCUGGGUAUGACGGAGUAUCCUACAGCCUCUCCAUCCUCUGCCUGAAUCACAUGCUGGUCCUGGGCUUCAACAGCAGAGACGCCCUGCUGGCCUGGGACGCCCGCAUCCGCUACAGUCUGGGAGAAGUCCACAGGUUCAGUGUCAAUGUUGAACCUGGUACCAAGCUGGAAAGCGGCCCCGCCUCCCUCCACCUGUGCAACAACCUCUUGGUCCUCACCAGAUGCCUCCCUCCCGUCGUCAUCGGCCACUGGAAGUUGUCAGCUUUGCGUCGAUACGGCGCCGUGCAAAAUGGCUUCGUGUUUGAGGGGGGAACUCGCUGUGGAUACUGGGCUGGUGUUUUCUUCCUGUCCUGUGCAGAAGGAGAGCAGAUCAGUUUUCUGUUCGACUGCAUCGUCAGGGGCAUCACCCCCAGCAGGACCCCACAUGGCGUGCGACCCAACCUGCCAGCAGAUCCCAGUGCUGACCCAGCUUCAAUAGAGGAACGAAUCAGCCAGGAGGCAUCAGAGCUGGAGAAAAGGCUCAGCAUGCUGUCUAACUGCAGCCUGGCGAGCAGCACAGCCUCCACUUACAGCUGUAGCACAUCUGUUGCCGGGGACGACCGAAGCAGCAUCUCCAGCUCCUCCUCCAGUCAAUCAGACACCAGCUAUGGAAGUAGACUUCCAUUCUGGGUGGAGCCUCUCACUAGAUCGCAUCUCCCCAGUGAGACGGCAUCAAGCUGCUCCACGCUGAAGGCUUUGACCGGGUCAGAUGAUCGGCUUUACGCUGCCGUGAUGGGAGGCCCCGGGAGCCGACCAUCCUCCGCCCAGCUCCAUCCUCGUGGUCUCCAUGACAGCGGGAGGCAGAGCUCCUUAGACAGUGGUAUUGGGAUAGCAGCAGGCAGUCAGUCGUCGUCUUACUCAGGGAGCUACUCCUCCUGUACAGGGAGUCUGGACAUGGCCAGCCAGGGAGGAGGAGAGGAGUUUGGCUCUGUGGCCAGCCUACCUGCAGCUCCUUCACUUCCGUCUUUACCUCCUCCUGCUCCUCCACCACCUCCACCUUCUCCUUGUCAGCCCCUACCCACCCCAGAGCACAGGUCUGCUAGCACCUCCUCUACAUGCUCCUGCACUUCCAGAUCCGCCUCUCGUACAUCUCGUAGGCACAGUGAGGAGUACCAAAUCCCCAGUCUGCUCAGAAUGAGAUACGACACCCCCAGGAGUUUGCUCCAGGUCCUGUCUCUGAGAGAAGCCCAGGGAGAACCACCUGAGCUGGGUGGGGACAGCAGGGUCAGUGAGCAUGGAGGUGGUAGUCCAGGAGGGUUGAGCCCCAAGGGACUGAGGGCUCAGCAUCAGGCAAUGAUGCAGUGCUCGCUCUCCUGGGGCAGUGAGAGGGCGCCCUCUGUGGACAGUGAAGGGAGGUCCACACCCAGACCCCUACUGGUCCAUGAAGGCUUGGUUGGUGGAGAAACGCAGUGCGGUCAUGGUCUCGACAACUACAUUACUCCAGAGCAGUGGCGGUCAGCGAGGAACAGAUGCUUGACUCAGGUUGACAACCCUCCGUCACCGAGCCUGGCAGCUUCUGCAGAUACAAAAGACCCUCCUCUCUGUGUGACAGAGGAACAUAAAGACAGCAGGGAUGUUGUUUGGAAACUGGCAGGUCUGAAGAGGUUUUUGCCUUCUCGGCCGCCUUCUGCUCCUCCACCUCCUCCUGUCCCACUGAGCACGCUCAGACCAACAUCAGCUUGUGGUGCGUUUCAGUCUCCAUAUGAAGCUCCUCCGUCCCAGGACACCAGGCCUCAUGGUGACAGCACUGUUAAUUAUGUCAACAUCCCCAUUAGCCCCCUCCCGGCUAGAACUAGAGAGCUGCACUACACCGAGCUGGACCUGCAGGAUCCCGGCUCGGCUCCCCACAGCACCGUGAGAGAAGAGGGCUCUAUCAGAUACGCCCACCUCGACAUCACUGCCAUGGAAACAGCUCAGAGUGGCGAUGGAGCAUGUUCAGGGCAGAGAGGACAGACUGACUCAGCUGGAGAGCAUGCGGCUAAGGCCACCAAAGUGACUCGGUGACACUUCAAAAUACUUUUCUUUUCUCUCCAUCUCUCUGAAUAAGCUAAAAUGCUCAAAAGCAGUUGAUCAUCAUACCAGUCAUUGUUGACUUAAACACACCGUAGUUGUGCCAGUGUACAGAAAUUCCCACAAUCAAUCCAUUCCACUAAGAAUAAUAAUAAUGAAAAAAAAAUAAUAUCUGGGAGUUCUCUUAUGCAGCUGCCAUCUUGUUUUAGUGUAAUUUCUUAUAUAGUUGUUGUUAAAUUAGCGUUUUCCUGCAAUUUUCUUGAUAACCUUUACCAUGGAAAUGUUACUUGUUUGGCUGCAUGGCACUUAUAUCUGCAGAGGUUUGAGGAAAACCUGCCUCUUUAGAUUACUGCUGAGGAUUGGCAUAAAUUAGGGCUGUGGUCUCCAGGUCGAUUGGUUGGUUUGCGUCUCUCGUCUGACCAAAUUCCCAUUGGUUGAGUGCAUUGAUGAGAACUUCAUCAAUAGCCUUUUCCUGAUUAGGCAUUAUUUUUGAUGGCAGGAGGAAGACACAACAGGGUUAUUUUCAAAACACCCUGCAUUUUGACCGUUUUGCACUCUUGCAACCUAUUGGACACUGGUAGUUUCCUCAACAUUUACUCAAUGUUCACUCUGAGUUGGCUCCAAACUAAUUGACACCAUGUGAGAGACGUCAUCAGUGUGGCUGCCUUUUGUUAAAAUUACUAGCUUAUAAGUAGCAUAUGAACAUUGCAGAAGGCAGUUUGUAUAUCACAGCGUGGCAUAUCAUCUAUAAACAGUAGGCUAACUUGUCUGCAUUUGGAUGUUCCAUCAUGCUUGAGGCUUUGAGUGUGAACUUAUUACAAUUUGCAUAUUUCAAUAUGUUUGGUCUAAUAGGUAGUUUUGUAACAGCGGGCACAUUCAGUAAUAUAUUUUGAUGGCUCCAGUGUGUGCCUGUAGCAGCAGUUACACCCAGGGCAAGCUGGAUGUAAAGCCUCUUCUCUAACCAAAGCAGGAAAAUCAGUAUGGGUAUAGUCAAGUCUAAUGAAAAGAACCAAUAAAGUGGUUGUGGAGUAUCUCUCAUUGUCUCUAAUUUAACUAAAACAGUGGACUGAGUGCACUCUGUUAGCUGUAUUACCCUAAAUGAAUUACGAAACUGUUUUUGUUGCAUAUUAAAUCUUUUUAACCUCUUUAUUAAUGUACUGAAUCUAUAUAUAUACUCUAUGCACUGCACAAGAAAUUAUGAGGAAUACCGACAGAUUAGCCCUCCAUUUUUAGACGAUAUGCCAUGCUGGCUGUUGAGCUGUGAUACACAAGCUGCUGUUUGUUGCAUCUUACGAAAUGCAGCCACGUCAACAACUUCUUAGACAUCAUAUUCGUAAGUGUGAAGCUGAUAAAGAGUAAACUAUUAGUAAAUGUUAAAAAGGUCAGACUUUGCAUUCUUCAUUAGCCUGGGGGAGUUAAAGUUGUGAAAAUGUUGGGGUGUUCACAGGUAGUCUGCUCCUCCUGCCAACAAACAUAAUGCAUUAACCAUGGAAGACUAUCGAUGAAGUGCUUUUUCUUCUUAUAAAACACCUGCCAAUGAGAAUUUGGUCAGAAGAGCACAUAUUUCCCAUCUAGCUGACCUAGACACUACUGUUCUAGUACAAAUAGACUUAAUUAUGAAGGAAUGACACUGAACAAAUGUUUACCACUUACAAGAGAUGAAGAUAAACAGCAGCUUUAAAUAGCAUCUUGUUAGAUUUUUGUCAAGCUGGAAUGUCAUUUAAAUUCUGGCUAGAUUUAUUUAGACUGUUGGGGCAUGGAUUAUGUAUUGUUAGUUCUCUCACCAAUCUCCACUUGUUUGGGGUUGGGACAGAAUAUGAUCUCUUUCUAAGAUCAAACCCUCGUCAUCGCACUGACACCUUCCUAUCAGCUGCUAAGAGCCCUAACCUGCCUGGGUAUCAUUCCACAUCAGAGCGGAAGAGCCUUUGAUUGAAAGAAGCAGCUCAGAGUUAUACCCCACGUUCAAAUUGCAUUAAUCCGGGUCCAUGUGGCCCAAGCAGGACAUGACUGAGUAAUCAGCCACCUAGUAACAUUAUUCAUCACACUAAUCAAUGCCUCUGCUGCUGGUCUGUGAGGGAGGGAACUGAUGAAUGGAAAAGCAAAGGGUGCAUUUUGAUUUCUCACCUCCCUCUUUAUAUCAUCUGGACAAACUGUCCAAUAUCUGAUGCAAAUUUAGUUUUGUAGUUUUAGUUUCCCGCUAGUGUCUCUAAUGAGAAAACAAUGAGGAAAAAAACUGAGGAUGAGUGAGAAAAAUGUAACAUUUUACCAAGAACAGGCCUCUUAAUGUCACAACAGACAGUGCUUUCCUCUACAGGACUUGUAAAUACUAAUUGCUUUUAUUUAUGCCAAGACAGUAUGAAUAAUAUUAAACUAUAUUUUUAAAACAUUACUGUAUGUAUGUUGUUGGCACCUGUAUCUUAGGGAAUAAUAAAGGUUGCUGUUUCAUUUUCA